AUGGUGUAUUACGGGAAAGGUAUCGCGUGUGCAGCGACGGGCGAUGUGCGCACCGCGGAGAAGUAUAGAGAGUUGUAUGCCGCCGCGGCGAAGAAGGUGCCGCCGACGAGGCUGGAUUUCCCGAACAGGAUUGUCGACGUGUUGAAGGUCGCACGGCUAUGUUGGAUGGCGAGCUGGAGUAUCGCAAAGGGGAACUUCGAGGUCGCGUUCAAACACCUUGCGAACGCUGUGGAGGCGGAUGAUGCGCUGCUGUAUACUGAGCCCUGGGGCUGGGUGGUCCCCACGCGCCAUGCCUAUGCGGCUUUGUCGCUGGAGCAGGGACGGGUUGAGGACGCGGCGCGCGCGUAUGCGGAGGAUUUGGGGCUUGAUGGCUCGUUGACUCGCGCUCAGCAGCAUCCGAAUAAUGUGUGGGCGCUGCAGGGGUAUCAUGAGUGUUCGGUGAAGAUGGGCAGAGAGGCUGAGGCGGGUAUUAUCGCCCAGCAGCUGAAGGUCGCCGUUGCGGCGGCCGAAUGUGCCGAUUGCUUCGUCGUGCUUCUGCCGGAGGGGGGAUGUUGGUGGACAGAGUCAAGGAGGUGA
Aspergillus homomorphus CBS 101889 is the source of this 576-nucleotide messenger RNA. RefSeq lists its product as uncharacterized. Gene Ontology annotation, cellular component: intracellular anatomical structure. Lineage: Eukaryota; Fungi; Ascomycota; Eurotiomycetes; Eurotiales; Aspergillaceae. Bases 1 to 576 code for a protein of 191 amino acids. The record is from RefSeq and is a predicted model, not a curated record. The transcript has a single exon. Gene Ontology annotation, molecular function: protein binding.